This is a messenger RNA of Bipolaris victoriae FI3, 1458 nucleotides long. RefSeq lists its product as hypothetical. The record is from RefSeq and is a predicted model, not a curated record. The transcript has 2 exons. NCBI's taxonomy places the organism in Eukaryota, Fungi, Ascomycota, Dothideomycetes, Pleosporales, Pleosporaceae. Bases 1 to 1458 code for a protein of 485 amino acids. Gene Ontology annotation, molecular function: NAD binding; oxidoreductase activity, acting on the CH-OH group of donors, NAD or NADP as acceptor.
AUGACUCCCGCCCAAGACAUUGCUGGCAGCAUUAGCCAAAUCUCACGCAGCGUAUCCAACAGCCUCAACAUCAGUACCAGCCCAACCCUCUCGUUCCACAGCCCACCCUCGACAUUCAGGCAACCACCGUCUGCCAACUCUAGAGAUGGUCGGACCCCGAACCUACCCGGCACGUCGCAUGCACAGCAGCUGGCUAAACAGCUGAAGCCGUUUGACACCAAGGACAUCAAGGUCCUUCUCUUGGAAAAUGUCAACGAGGCUGGUGUGGAUAUCUUGAGGGGCCAGGGCUACCAGGUCGAGGCGAUCAAGGCCAGUGUGGGAGAGGAUGAGUUGAUUGAGAAGAUUCGCGAUAUCCAUGUGAUUGGAAUUCGGUCCAAGACGAAGCUCACCAAGAAGGUACUCGAGGCAGCAAAGAACCUCAUUGUCAUCGGCUGCUUCUGCAUCGGAACCAACCAGGUCGACCUCCAGACUGCUGCCAGCAAGGGUAUCGCCGUCUUCAACUCGCCGUUUAGCAACUCGCGCUCGGUUGCCGAGUUGGUCAUCUCAGAAAUCAUUGCGCUCGCUCGCCAGCUCACUGACCGCUCCAUGGAGCUCCACAACGGUACUUGGAAUAAGGUCAGCAAGGGAUGCUGGGAAAUUCGUGGCAAGACACUGGGCAUAGUCGGAUACGGACACAUUGGUUCGCAACUCAGUGUGCUGGCAGAAUCCAUGGGCAUGAACGUCAUUUACUACGAUGUACUGACCACCAUGGGCCUGGGAACCGCGCGACAAGUACCGUCUUUGGAUGACCUUCUCGCACAGGCCGAUUUUGUGUCUCUACACGUGCCCGCGACAGCCGAGACCAAGAACAUGAUUGGCAAAGAGCAGUUUGCAAAGAUGAAGGACGGCAGCUACCUCAUCAACAACGCCCGCGGUACCGUCAUUGACAUUGCGGCGUUGAUUGAAGCCAGCCGCUCCGGCAAGCUGGCGGGUGCAGCCAUCGACGUGUUCCCCAACGAGCCUGCCGGUAACGGUGACUACUUCAGCAACGAGCUAAACACGUGGACAAAGGAUCUUGUGGGUCUCAAGAAUAUUAUCCUCACACCGCAUAUUGGCGGCAGUACCGAGGAAGCGCAGAGCGCAAUCGGCGUCGAGGUCAGCACAGCAUUAGUCCGCUAUGUCAAUGAAGGCACGACGCUUGGCGCCGUCAACAUGCCCGAGGUCAAUCUCCGAAGCUUGACGCUCGACCAGCCCGACUGCAUGCGUGUGAUUUAUAUCCACAAGAACGUGCCUGGUGUGCUGAGGCAGGUCAACGGCAUUCUGCUGCACCACAACAUUGAGAAGCAAAUGUCGGACUCAAGAGGCGAUGUUGCUUAUCUGAUGGCAGAUAUCAGUGAGGUCAAAGAGAGUGAGAUUCGGGAUAUAUUCACGAGCUUGGAGGAGUUGUCGUCGUGUAUCCGAACGAGGGUCUUGUACUAG